CAUACUCUGCUAGGCCCCGACACUGACAUGGCAGCCUCUGUUGUGCUUCCGCGUAUCGUUCUGAUCGCGUGCUGAAUUUGUGUGAAAACUAAAAACCAGGACGCUCUUCCGCUUUCUCCUCCUUGCCAACGAAACAAAAAAUCGGCGCAAAUGUAAACUUCGGCAAAAAACAACAGCGAAAAGACAGUGCGCUGGAUACUUGUUGAAUAUUGUUUUAACCCAAGAGGUCUGAGGUCGGCAAAAGGUGAUCAUCAUAUCAUUGUCGUAACAACAAUCGGUGAGGCUGUUCUUUAGGCACACACACACAGAGCACGUUCUGUGAGGCAAUUAUUAUGGUGCUAGCCGUCUUGAAGAAUGUAUGCCAAGGACAAGGAAACGGCAAAAGAUAGUUACAUGUCUAUCGCCAGAAAUGAGUUACGCCCUAUACAACUGAGCACUUGGGAGAAAUAAUUUUCUAACGUCGAAACUUUAUAUCUUUACAAUGUCUGUCGAAGAUGUAAAAGAAGUGGAGGUUCUUUAUGAUUAUACAUACUCAGAUGAUACUGGAACGGUGGAGAUACAAGAAGGAGAUGUGUACAAACUGUUAGAAAAAACAAACGACGAGUGGUGGCAUGUGUGUUCUCUUGCCAAUAACAACCCUUCUAAAGACACAGAUGGCUUCUUUGUGCCUGCACAGUAUGUUAGAAUCUUAAAGAAGAAUCUUGAUUUGGACAAUGCUUUAUCAACAUUAGAUGAUGUAUUGGAUGAAGAAGAAAAACGCAUGUCAGAGAAAUCUAUUGGGAAACUGGAUAGUGAAGACAAAACGGCAACAGUGAUUGGUUUAGAGUUACAAGACAAACAACCCACAUCAAAAACAUCUGCUAAUGGAAUGCCAGAAAUAAGGAAGAGAGAGUCAGAUGGUGAUGAUGAAUAUGUCAACUUGGCACAGUACCGUUUGGAAGCCAACAUUCCCUCUGUGGACAACUCAUCAGCUAAUGGUAAUGAAUCUGACUACGCCAACCUCCCCUAUCAGCAUGCCCAGCCAUGUGAUCAAAUGCCCAAGCUGCAGGAUGGAUUAUUUGUGAAAAUUCUGGUGGAGGACAUGCCUUGGGAUGUUUAUGAUGACCACAGUGGGAGAAGGUUCUUCCAUAACCGUGACACAGGAGAGCUGACUUGGAAACCGCCUCGAAAAGAAAAGCCAGCUAGUCCACCGCAGAAGUCACCUGUUCCUGCAAAUGACAGAGAAAGAUCACAAGCAGAAAGGGGUGAAGCAGGCUUUGACACAGACUCCCUUAAUGAGUAUGAACAGGUAGACGAAAAUGGAGAUGUGUUUUAUGUUCACAAAGCAACACAAGAGAGGUGGCAGCAAUUGGUGGACCAGGGAGGACGCUCAUACUUUCAUCGCCUGGGUAGCAGCGAUACUUUAUGGGAGUUGCCAGCUUCUGCGCGAUCUAUGUCUGAGAGAUCUGGUUCCAAAAGUUUGGAUCGAAGAGCAGACUAUCAGGGCAGCAGCUUUCGGCAGAGCACUUUCCUGACUCGACAGUCGAAAUCUAAAUCCAUGUAUGGAAAAAUUGAUGUCCCAAGUGAUCUGGAUGUGACCAAGCUUGGUUCUCAGCCACCCAGCUUUGUACCAGCGUCAGGACUUGAGAAAAGCCCCUCUCUCCCCUCCUUCCAGCUGCCGCUCCCUUCUGCACACAGGUUUGAGGACCAGCUCAGUGGCUACCUUAAUAAAGCAAAGAUUGCAGAGGCUGGCAAGAAGAAAGUGAAAAAAAGUUGGAAUCAGACCUUCGUUGUGCUUCAGUCGUCCAACCUGGUAUUCUAUAAAGACAGCAAAGCAGCGGCACAGAAACCGGGGUCCCCACAUGGACGUCCAGAGGGGGUCAUCAGCCUUCUCGGGGCCAAGAUCAGCUUCAACCCUCCACGAGAAUUCACCAGCAAACGGAAUACAAUCCUGGUGUGUGUGUCACAGCAGGAAAUCAGUUUCUUCUUCAAGAGUGAAGACGAAAAGCUCAUUCAUGAGUUUUUGUUCAGAAUGAAGAUGGUUGCAAAUGACAUUUCACAGGAUUUGUCACCUAGAGAUACAGAGGGUACCCUCAGUAGACCAGGUAUCACCCGAAGCCAAUCGUCAGAAGAGGGCAGCUUGGGAGUCAACAUGGACAAAGGCCGCAGCAUGGUGGGCAUCAAGGCCAAGCUACUCAACUUCAUAUCCCGUCGACCUACACAAGAAGACCUUGUGAAGCGAGGCAUUAUCAAAGAUUCUGUUUUCGGAUCAACUCUUCAGAAUCUAUGUGAAAGAGAUAAAUGCAGUGUUCCUACAUUUGUGCUGGAAUGCAUCACGGCUGUGGAGAAUAAAGGUCUUGAUCAUGAUGGAUUGUACCGCAUCAGUGGCAACUUGGCAGAAAUUCAACGGCUGCGAUAUGUCAUUGAUAAAGAUGAUACUCACAAUCUGAUGGACCCCCAGUGGGAUAUCCACACACUCACAGGUGCUCUGAAGCUGUUCUUUCGUGAGUUAAAAGAGCCACUUUUCCCCUUCAAGAGCGUCAACAAGUUUCUUGAUGCCGCCAGAAAGGAAACUUCUAAAGAAAAAUUGAAAGCCUUUAAAGAGGCACUGGCCUCCUUACCUAAAAGCAACUUUGAAACCAUGCGUGUCCUCUUCCAGCAUUUGAAAAACGUGGUCCACUUCAGUCAGGAAAACCGAAUGCAGGUGCAGAAUGUUGCCAUUGUCUUUGGUCCCACCCUCAUGUGGGCUGAAGGUGACCUGAGCAAUAUGGCUGUACUGACCAUGUGCCAGAGCAGGGUCGUUGAGUACAUGCUUCUUGAGUAUGAUGCGCUCUUCCAGUGAACAUUCUGAUUUUCAGCAAGUGGAAGCUGUGUACAAGACUUUUGAGGGAGAUUAGUUUAAGUGACCUCUAAAAGAUGCUGCAUUUGUGAUGACGUGAGAGAGGACUCAAUGCAACAUGCAGAACCAAUAAGGCAAUACAUCACUGACAAUUGUGGCUUAAGUGCUGCAAGGGGCUUCCAGAAGACAGUACAUUCCUAAGGAUGGUGCAGAGUGAUUGGAUCAUGGAUUGCCUUAACUUUUGAUAGCUGGCUUGGCUUCAUUAGUUACACAGCUUCAGCCAAAGUUGAACUCUUUCAUGGGGACCCUUGUGAAAACUUUGUUUCAUUCUGAGACUGUGCAUCUUCAGAAAGUGUGUUUAGUCCUUAGUGUUCUUUCAAUGUGGAGCGAAAAUGCUUUCAUUAGCAAAUCAACAAAUUUAUCUCCCAGAUUUCAAAAGGGAAAGAAUGUGCAGAAAACGAUGCUAUUAACUUCUUUCAAGAGUCGUCUAUAUAAGGUGUUCUCUUGCUUUUUCCUAGGUAGGAAGAUAAAGUCUAAAAGUCACUGUUCCUAACCUUGCUUGCAGCCAGUCAGAAAUGACUACCUUGUCAAAAAUACCUCAUCAGCAGCUUCCUCAGCAUCAUUCAGAAAUGUCAGUCUGACCUUGGACGUAUUCAGGGUGACAGUGGUGGCUCUCAUUCCUCAGCUUUUCAAAGUUUUUCCAGGAAAAAUGUACAAAUUUUUUCAGAAGAUAAAUAAACAGCUGUACAUUAAAUUCACAUUCCAAUACAUGUGAGAUUAGUAUUCUCAUACAAGUGAAGAUGAUGAAGGAAGUGGUGCCAUUUGUAUUUAGGUUUUAAAAAUGCAUAAUAUUUGAGGGUGGGAGGUAAAUAUGGCUGUAGGGAAACGUGGUGGUGGAUAGUGAGGGUUACAAUGAAGCCAACAUUCCAGAAGUCUUGUUGAUAAAGAAGGUAAGAUAAACAGCAGCAGGGAGAUUACUACUUUGAUUUCCUGUUGCUGAAAGACACCCUGUGGCUGGUAGUAUGAUGCUAUACUGUGAUUCUAUGGGGCGCCAAGAGGGGAAUUUUCUCUAAUUUUCUCUCUAUAGCUUUACAAUGCAGUUUGUACUUAUAGAAUUCAUUCUAUAGCUUUACAAUGCAUUAUAUAUGUAUAUAAUGCAUUUUAUAUUUAUACAAUUUAAUUCUAUAGGUAAAGAAUGCAUUUUAUAGCUAUACAUUUCAUUCUAUACAUACUUGGCACCCCAUAUGCUUCAUGCAGUGUGACUGUGCUGUACCACAGUAGACUGGGCUAGGAUAAGCCUAGGUGGCUGAUCCAAAAUAUAGCAUUUUUACCAAAUGUUGCAUGAGAACUAUAGCAUCUCUAUGUUGGCAUAAAGUUAAAGAAGCCUUUCAGAUAUCUUACAAAACGAUUAUCAUUACUUUUCAUCAAAGCACACCACCUUACAAACUUCUUCUGUUGCCAUAGGAUACUGUGCUUUUUGUAAUAUUAAACUUAACGGGUGAGUAAAAUAUACUUACACUUUCUUAAGAAAACAGUGUCUUGCCAAUGUUGCCAGCCUUGAUUUUCCAUACACAGUGACUGAAAAUAGCAUGUACAGUGACUGCAAAUAGCAUAUACAGCAACUGCGGAUAGCAUAUAUGCCCUUGCAGGAUGUGUGGUCCAACAACUGCACAUUCCAAGUUACUAGUUUUGUCUCAGUUGAUGAUGUCUGCUUUUGAAUGGUGAGGUUAGGUGCUUUUGUAAUACAGUAAAACCUCUCUAUUAAGACCUUCGGUAUUGCAACUCCCUUCUUAGAUACGACCCCAAACAUUUUCCUUUGUUGUCCUGUAAGGCUGGAGGCUCUUCGUGUAUUAAUUGCAUAUGCAGAUGUUUCGCUAACCUGAAACAGAAACAUUUAUUUAGCCUGCGCCAAUUUGACCUUUGAUGUUGGGACAAUGUUGUUAUGGUGGGGUGAAUUCGACUCAGGCAGGAGGUUGAUAUAGCUGGGGUAAAUUGGGUUUUGGUUGGAAUGAUCAACUCCAGUUCAUUGUUGUCUUCUAACCAGCCCAUAUCAGUCGAUUGUGCUUUGUUAACAACCUUUUGCACAAGUCAUAUGUUUAUAAAAAAACAAAGAUUCUUGCGACCGACUGUUUGUGUUUUAUUGAAAUGGUUUGCACAAAUCAUGUUCAAAAAUAGAAAUAGGGCAUUUUUAAGAUGGCGUGAUUAUCUAUCACAGCAUACAUGGACUAGUCGGUUGCCUGAUCUUUAGUCAAGUUUAGCAAUGGCAGAAUAAGCAAGAUGGAAUGAAAGUGAAACAAAUCAUCUUAUGGUUUCUAAUAGCUUUAUUUUAACAUUUCAAUAAAUUAACUGUAAUUGGUUCAUGGAAUAAAAGCAGACUUCUUGAUCUUCCUACUACAAUCUCUCAGCUAUGACCUGAUUUUGGUGGAUUUUUAUGAGUCUUGCUAGGGAGGUUUUACUGUAGCUUUGUCGGCUGAGCCCUUAGAGGAUUGCAAGAUGAGUCUUAUUGUUCAGUGUAGUGUGGAUUGUGCUGUCCUUUUUAUAAGUAACAGUAAUUAGUCUCUCAUUGUUCACUGUAAUGUGGAUUGUGCUGUCCUUUUUAUAAGUAACAGUAAUUAGUCUCCCAUUGUUCACUGUAAUGUGGAUUGUGCUGUCCUUUUUAUAAGUAACAGUAAUUAGUCUCCCAUUGUUCACUGUAAUGUGGAUUGUACUGUCCAUAGGUGAAAGUUAUAUGACUUCCCUUGGAAGGGCUGAUAUUAAUAACAGAACCUAAGCUUUGAUAGCAAUAAAUGUUUUCUCAAGAGUUUUUCCCCAUAAUCAUUCCUCCCUCUUAUGACAAUGGCUGCAGGACAAUCAGUGUCUGCCAUGUUUGCUCAUUGCUUCAUGAUCAGUCUACACAGAUUAUGUUAGGCAACGCUUCAUUGAGUUAGCAAACCUUCAGAAAGCUUUUAUAACCAGAAAUGUAGUCCUCUUGUGAGAUGCUUAUAAAGGUAUGUAGAUUUUGAUGUUUGAAGUGCUGGAGCAUAUUAUGAUUGUGUACCUGCAGCAUAUAACACAUCUGACUGACGCUGUUGCUUACUUAAUGUUAGUGGGGAGGUGAAAUGGGUCUGCCACAUCUGUUGGAUUGCAUAUUUCAAGCUUCACUAUUAGUGUCUAUACUGCUUUCUUAUCAUGGGACUUAACUACCAAAGUGGGUGACCUCGAGGAGGGGCCAAAGUAGCCUGCUAGUGUGCUGUUGACAGAAAUGAAAUGAAUGAGAUCUUACGAACAUGUAUGCAUGAUAUCUGUCCUUCACGUGACAUGUCCAAGACAUGUCGCCAGUUUUUCCUUUUGGAGAUGUUGAUCUUGUUAGCAUGUACUGGCAUUAUGCAGUAUAGGUAUGCACAUACAUAAUUAUAGAGCAUGUUGAUCUGGUCAUUGGGAACUCCUAUAGUACCUAUGUGUAAGCAGUAUAAAGUUGAUUUUGUUGCACGAGUGCUUGAGGGUCAUUGCAGAAGUGAGAAAUCGGCGUCCACUUGUGAAAAGACAUGCUUGUGCUCAUGUCUAUUAGUAGCCAGUUUGUAAGUACUUGGUAGUGUCAUAAGGAGCUAACAUUAUACUCAGAUUUUUGUACUUUCUGCAUCCAAAGUUUGUUUAUUAAGAAGCUAAGGUAUGCUUCAUAUGCUGGGUGUCAUCACAACACAUCCAUGUCCUCUGUUACAGAACUGUUUGUAGACUAGCAUAGGGGACUUAACAGUUAAGCUGAAAAAAGCUACAACAGUAUGUUUUAGCUUUUGAGGCUAACACAACUAUAUCCUAAGUGAAAAGACAGGCUGUGAGCUCAGCAGAAAUACUUGUCAUGCUUGGCAUGCAGUUUGGAUGCAGAAUGCAACUGCUUCUGACGUAGACCUGAUUGAGUACAACUCAGGACUGAGUAGUACAACAUAUGAUUGAGUACAACUGAGUUUAUGAGGUACACAUAACUUGUUAGGUGUGCUGGAAUGUGAGUAGAUGAGACAUUUGUCUUCCUUUUGGGGAGUUUGAGUUUGCUUGAGUACUGCUUUUUAUGCCUGAAUGUUUUCUGAGUGGUGUACAUGACUGAAAAAAUGUGCCUACUAUCUGUUGUAUCGACAUAUUAUAAAUGCUGUUGGUGUUGAUGCUCAUUAUGACUAUUACUGUACAAAGUAUUACAUACCUAAGAUGUGUAAGGCAUGCUAUCAAAUGUGAGGUACACCUUUGUCAAGGGAGAUGUGUUAAUAAUGAGGACAGGCAAGAAGGUCAGGAGGUCACACCUAUGAAGUACACAUCACAUGCUUCAUAGACAGCAGGAGUUGAUGUGAGGAUAUAGUUAUAUGCAGUAAACUAAGCCAAAGUGCACACAAAUUUUGUCACUAUUUUGGAUUUGUUUUCUAAUCUGGAAUAUUGCAUGAAGCCAGUUGGUCUGUGACCUCCACAACUGUUCUUGUCCUGCUGUUUGGUACCACUUUUUUAUUCUUGUUCAUUUUGUACUGGCAGUGUCUUCUUGUGUGAAACAGAAGCUAAAAAUAAUGUAAAUCUGUUGGGAUUAUGGGGACUACAGUUGUUUCACAGUCUUUAAAGUACUGAAUGCUUCAGGCUGUGUGGAAGCUAUGAGAGCUGCAAUGUGAGCUACUGUCUUUCUGCUGAGAGAAACAAAAACAGCUGUUUGCGAAACUCAAAACCAAGAGUCAAGGCUGCCACAGUUUUCUUAUUUAGUUGCUACUCUGUGAUGAUCAACCCAUUUGUUUCCAUAGCUGGCUGUUACUCCUAGAAAUGUUCUUGUUACUAACACAUAGUUCUUGUUAUUGCAAUAGUUCUUGUUAUUACUGUAAACUGUGUUUCCCUGCUCUUCCAAUAAUUCAGGGCAGUGUUGAAUUUUCGUCAAGUUACUAUGCAUAAAACAUUUACAAAACAGUGGUUGUUAGAAUGACGUGAUGAUUGAAAGGAUGAGUCGUCGGGACAGUUUGUGUUGACAUUGUCGUUUUAUUCUUUGCCUUUUUCUCAGUGUAAAUGCAUGCAAAGAGAUAAAGGAAAAUCAUUUCUUCUCCUUGAAAAUGUUUUCUAGAUGAGUGGAUGACAAAUGGUAUGGUUUUCUGAAUUGUGAGAAACAACUGACUUUGGACUACUGGGUUUUUCUAGUCCACAUGUACAGCUAGCAUGACUUUUGAACAGGCUUCUUCAUAAGCAGCUUGUGUUUACACGCUCAACUACUAUAGUAUCUGAGAAGGCAUUGAUGUAUUUUCACUCAAGACUUAAUUGGUUGAAUGUUUUUUUUAUGUAUUGUUAACUUUACCAUUCCUUGUGUACGUGUGCCUGUGCAUAUAUAUGUGUACUGUAUCUGUAUUUACACCAGUCGGCCAGUUGCUUUGGCUUUUUAGGUAUGCUUGAUGCCAAAGAGAGCAAGUAACUUUGGAAGAAGAGCAUCUGACUACAAGCUAUGAAAUGGUGAUGAAUAGUGGAGAAACACUAUAGAUCUGACAUAAAGGAAAACCCUGGAGGUGGAGUUAACUUGGGCUUACAGAAUAGUUGUGUAGCCUCAUAAAGGAGAACCAUGGAGAUAGAGUUAACUUGGCAAGAAGCAGAGUAUGAGAAAACUGAGGAAUGAUGCUCUUCAGAACUGCUGAGAGUGGGAAAUAAAAUAAAGGUCUACAUUUCUGGUUGUUUUUGCUUAACAUGAAACAAGUAUAGUCAGUAAGUUGAUAAGGACAGCUCAAGAAAAUCCUUAUCUCUGUGUUUCUCCAUCUUACAUGCACUCUACACUGUGUGUACACUUAGUGUUAUGGUUUACAUAGCAAACUGUUAUAAGUAGCAGGAGAACACAUAAGAUCUUUUGCAACAGAAUUUGCCACAAAUCUUAAAGCUGUUUUGGAUGACCUUUAGAGAUCUUGACAAUUCUCCUUAACAAAAGAAGUUCGUAGCUAUCACCUGUCAUAGUUAUCACCUCUUGUAGCUUAAUAUAAAGGGAAAGCACAUGGUCGGCUGCAGCAGAGGAUGAUGUGAGAAGACCACUCUGAUUUGUGCAGCAGAAGAGCAUCAGAAAGUUUUUACUUCUUUACUCAGAUAAUGUAAGACUUCCAAUAAAUUACCACCAAGAAA
Molecule: messenger RNA, 8908 nt
Organism: Pomacea canaliculata
Lineage: Eukaryota; Metazoa; Mollusca; Gastropoda; Architaenioglossa; Ampullariidae
Product: rho GTPase-activating protein 15-like
Exons: 16
Coding region: 482-2821 (779 amino acids)
Biological process (GO): signal transduction; regulation of GTPase activity
Cellular component (GO): cytoplasm
Molecular function (GO): protein binding
Source: RefSeq, a predicted model, not a curated record